UUCUAAAAAUUCGCAGGCUCAGUAGUUACUCAUGGUACGGCUACUCCAUCUGCUGCUGAACGCGCUGCCGCUGCUCCCGCAUCACAGCGCAGCGCAGUAAAUAUCUGGUCCCGUCGAUAUGAGCUUCUUAGAAAGCGCGUCGCUCGGUUUAAUUUCGGUUUGAAAGAGCGUCCACGAAUGGCUGCCUCCGCGUUUCCACGGGCGAUGUCUGCGUCGCUGCAUCCGCGGAGGCCGGAGUCAUCCGCGCGGAGGCUCGAGCCGCCGGACGCCGAUCGUUUUCCGCCGCGGUGCAACGGCCGCGGUGCAACGGCCGUGGUGCAACGGCCGUGGUGCGGCGCCAUGCGUCGUGCGGAGGCGUGAGCCAUCGUCGUCACCGCAUGUUGUGGAGUCGACGGCAGCGGUUUGUAGCCGCGCGGUUGAUAACGAGAGGCCUUCAUCCCGCGGAGGGUCGCGGCGGCUGCGACAGCGGUCCCCUCGCGCGCGUAUCGCCGCGCGACGCAUAUCGCCGUUGCAAGCAUAGCGCCGCUAGACUUUUGCUUCGCUAUCAACGAUUCGCGUCAAGACCGCUGUCUCGCAGAUCUGCAGUGAGACGUCGCAGAUUGUCGUUUCGUGCAGCAGCACCGACACCGGUGACUGCUGCCAGUCUUGCAGCGGACGAGCGAUUUUCACGCGACUCUGCCGCGAGGCUCUGGACGGACCUUGGAUCAGCGCGCGCGCGCCUCUCUCCCGCCGUUGCGCGUUCGUCCCUCUCGACGUUGCGCGCGCGUCACUCCGACGGUGCGCGCGUCAAUCCAAUGGUGCGCGCGUCAAUCCGACGGUGCGCGCGUCAAUCCGAUGGUGCGCGCGUCAAUGGGGGCGCGCGGGACUGGGCUGGACGCUUUCCUCCUCGGCUGAUGCUGCCGUUGCCCGUGGCGACGCAUGGGGAAUGGGGGCGUCACUCCGACGGUGCGCGUGGGACUGGACUCGACGCCUUUCCUCCUCGGCUGCUGCUGCUGCUGCCGUUGCGCUUGGCGACUGGUACGUGCGAGGGGCGGAGCUGUGGGGGGCGAGUAGCGCAUAUAGAGCGUCUCGAGUCGUGCUCCUUGUGCUCGAGUCCUCGCCAUUUUCGACGGAUCCUAACACGCAUUCGUCGUUCGUGUGUGUGGCUCUCUCUCUGUGCGCGCGUCUGUGUCUCUCGCCAUGCUGCGAUGCGAGGAGGCGGGUGGAGCCAGCAGCGCUUAAGCCUGCGGCAAGAGUGGUGCUGCAACGACGGUGGCGGAAUGGUGGCAGAAUGAGGGCGGAAUGGGGGCGCGUGGGACAAGACGCCUUUCACUGGGCCACUCUCUUCCAAGGCUGCUCCUGGCGUUGCCCGUGGCAACACAAGGGGAAUGGGCGCGCGUGGGACUCGACGCGUUUCUCCUACAGCUGCUGCUGCUGCUGCUGCUGCUGCCCUUACCACAGCUGCUGUCCUUGGGGACGGGUACAUGCGAGGGGCAGGGCUGUGGGGGGGCGAGUAGCGCAUUCAGAGUGUCUCGAGGCUAGCUCCCUCUGCUCGAGUCCAGCUCCUCGUCACCUGAUCCCAACACGGUUUCCUGUGCUUGUGGCGUGCCGGUGCAUGCGUCUGCUUCUAACUGUGGCGGAAUGCUGCAUGCACGGCACGGCGUACACGUCUUGGAGGAGUGGAGAAGUGGUGGCUGGCAGCCCUUGCUUGGAGCGGUUGUGGCAGCUGCGGCGACUGCGGCGGCGGCGGCAGCAGCAGAGAAGACCGCAUAUAAAGCGCCUCGAGUCUUGCUUCCUCUGCUUGAGUCCUCUGCUUGAGUCCUCUGCUUGAGUCCUCUGCUUGAGUCCUCUGCUUGAGUCCUCGCCCCUUUUGCCUGAUCCUAACACUUUUCUCUUUCCCGUGUUUGUGGUUGUGGCUCGCUGUGCGUCUGGUUCUGCCGGUGGCGGUGUGCUGCGGGCACUGCGCGGCCCACACGCCUUGGCCCACACGCCUUGACCCACACGCCUUGGCCCACACGCCUUGGCCCACACGCCUUGACCCACACGCCUUGGCCCA
This is a messenger RNA of Closterium sp. NIES-67, 2035 nucleotides long. The record is from the annotation of a GenBank genome assembly. Lineage: Eukaryota; Viridiplantae; Streptophyta; Zygnematophyceae; Desmidiales; Closteriaceae.